Molecule: messenger RNA, 2438 nt
Organism: Drosophila sulfurigaster albostrigata
Lineage: Eukaryota; Metazoa; Arthropoda; Insecta; Diptera; Drosophilidae
Gene: aln
Product: divergent protein kinase domain 1C
Exons: 5
Coding region: 104-1345 (413 amino acids)
Source: RefSeq, a predicted model, not a curated record
GUUCCGCCUAGUUCUUCCUGAAGUGUAUAUACCUGGAUGGAGUGGACGAAGCGAAGCGAAGGAAAACUUGAUCAACAAAAUGAAAAUUUAAAUAAUAAAUAGAAUGUUGACUGCAUUGCGUCGCAAAUUUCGCCUUGGAAUGCAGCGAACAGUUCUCAUUGCCGUGCUGCUGGCGGUUGGCCUCUUCAGCUAUGCCUUCCUCAAUCUAUCCUUUUGCUUCAAACUCAUGUCCCACAGAAGUCUCACGCACAUGUGUCAAAAAUACGAGCAUCACGAGUUCAGUGGUUCGCUCUGCGAGGAACUUUGCAGCGCACAGUCCAGCUUUGAUAAUUUCCAGUGUCCGUUGAAUGAUAUGAAAACUAUUUUAUUUACGGCCGAAAAGAAUGGCGAUAUGUAUGCGGUGAAGCUGGCGAAGCAUAAUGACGAUGACUUGAGCUGGACGAACAGCAAAGGAGAGUCGAUCUAUCCCAAGAUCGAAGAGUUCCAUGAGAUUGUCAAGCUGCACAUUAUACUCGCCUACAAUGUGACUUUAGAUGACAAUAUGAUAAGAGCCUUGGUUAACCAGGAGAUAGCUGACAACAAUUCACAGCAGAUGGUCAGCUUUUGGCGUUUGUUCAAGGACAACAACUAUAUGAUGGGCAAACUGUUCGAUGAGGAGUCCGUUUUUCCAGCCGUGCUUGGCUCCUGUGGUCCUUACUAUGCCACCGAAGGCCUGGAAAUAGUCCAGGCUAAUCCUAGCAUCAUACAAUAUCUUGCCUCAAAUCGUCAGCAGCGUUUGAAGCACGCUCUGAACAUCAUGGAAUACAUGUUUCGCUUGGAGGAGAUGAAACCGGAGCCGUUGAGAAUGUGUAAAAUACAAGUGAGCCGCUUCGGCAUGACGCCUGAUAGACGUCUCAAGUAUCAGACUGCAGAGCACGUGUACGUGGAGAGUCAGCUGGACAAACGGAUGUCCAAUGGCGCCAAGUGCCACAGCAACCAGGAGUGCAACUUCCACUCGUGUCGCGGACUCUGCGAUGCGGAGCGACAAACCUGCACACAUAUCCAGCAGAACAACAACUUUCAGAUAUUCUGCGAGCACGUUCUCGUUGGAAGUGGCACCUUUCAACCAGGACUCCUGAGUGGCAUUCGCAUGCCUCGUUCACUUCAGAAGCUGGUCAAGAUGUGCGUGCAACCGCCGAAGGAACAUCAGGUGCCUGAUCGUCGCCAGGCUCCCAAUCUGCAGCUGGCUUUGCGACUCUACAAUGAGCUGAAGCAGCUGCUUCAGGCAGUCAUAACGGCUUCGGGAGCCGAUGUUGAAGUGGAGAACGAGGCACCGCGUCUCCGGCAACGAGGAGGAGGAGCUUAACUCGCUGAAGACUCAGAUUCAGAUACAGAUACAGAUACAUUUCCUGCUGAUGGCUUGCUCAACUCAAUUGGUAGCAUUUUUACAGAAAUUAGUUUUAAUUAAAAAAGAUUUGUAGAAUUAACAUAAAGAAAAAGGUUUUUUAAUACAUGAUAAAGCGGCUUUUCAAUUGUUCUUUUCGUUCGUGUCUUUAUUUGACUUUCCAUUCAAAAAUUGUUCAUUGAAUUUGCAACAAUUUGUGGCAUGCCUUUCUGAUCUUUUGCAACUUAUUUCGAAAUUUCAUUGAAAAUCAAUCAAUUUUGAGCGUUAAAACUUGAAUUAAAAUUUUGCUUUGUCUUUGAAUGUGCCCAAAGUAAGUGUAUUCCAAAAGAGUUACAUAAAAGUGUUGAUUAGCUUUUAUCACAUUGACAUUUUAAGUUGUUGUUUUCUUUUUAUAUGUUUAUCGUUUUUAUUUAUAUAUUUGUUGUUUUUUUGUCGAUUUUCUUUUUCUUGUUGUUUGCUUUGUAUUUUUGAAAAGUACAGCGUGCACAUAACUUAUUGUUAGUAUAUAGUUUAAUUAGUUGUUUUCUUUUUUGUUAUGUAUUAAUCUUGUUUUCUGGUUUCACUAAUUUCAAAUUUUUUUUAUUACAAUAAGUUAACGUUUUUGUUAUGGCUGCGCUGCAAGACUUUUAAGUUCACAUACGGCAUAACCUAUAAUUCUUAUUAUUUCUUUUUUAUAUUUUGUGUUUUUUUGUUUAAUCUUUUUGCAUAGGCAACGUUUGUUAAUUAUAUUAGUUUAGUUCGCUAAGGAUCUGCAAACAAAGUUGAAAUUGUUUAACUGUGGCAGAUUUGCAACGAAAUUGUUUCGUUCAAUUUCGCUUCUCGUGUGUUGAUAUUAAUUUCAUUUAUUUUAUAAUAUAUAUAUAUAUUGUUUUUCUUUCUUUCUUUGUUUAUUACUAUUGUUUAGGCCGCUUAGCAUAGGUUAAUCAAUUUUAGCGCUUCUUUAAAGCCAUUUCCAAUUGUUUAUUACAAUAAUCAAGACGUUCUUUUGAGUAAAUUAUAAAAAAGAGUAGAAAAAUCUAAUAGAUAUCAUUAUAAUUUCUGUUAGUACACGUAU